This is a messenger RNA of Jatropha curcas, 998 nucleotides long. RefSeq lists its product as uncharacterized. The record is from RefSeq and is a predicted model, not a curated record. Lineage: Eukaryota; Viridiplantae; Streptophyta; Magnoliopsida; Malpighiales; Euphorbiaceae.
GUUUUUUUAUAGCAUAAAUGGAAGUGAAUUAUAUUAUUAAAUAUCUUUAAUUUUUCCAUUGAAAAUCGAAAUCGAUUUGGUUUUUAACAAAGUCUGCUUGCUCCAUCUCUACUUAACUCCAGUUACAAAGACUCACCGGAAUAACCGCACUGCACACAAUUCCCAUCGGAACCCAAAAACGACCAACCAAAAACAAUUUGUACAGUUAUUUAUAUUAUUUUUAUAUAAAUAAAAUAAGAGAAAGGAAAAAUAAAAAUAAAUAAAGCCCUCUUCCUUGAUUUUCUCUUUAGAAACUGAAAUUGAAACUAGAGAGAACUUCAUUUUGACUUGUCUUUUCAAUUUCAAUGGAGUUUCUCUCUUUCUAGAAACUCCUCAGUUUCCCUGUCUCUUUCUUUUUGUUCUUGUCAGUUGAAGUUGUUGCUCUUUAUAUUUUGCGUCUGAAACUGCAAAAGAAAGGGAAGUAAUGGGUUGUGCUGGAUCGUCACAGGCCAAAGAAGACGGGGCUGUCAAGAAGAUUCGGAAGCCCAAACCUUGGAAGCAUCCUCAGCCUAUAACAAAGUCUCAGCUUAUACAGAUGCGUGAUGAGUUCUGGGAUACUGCUCCUCACUAUGGUGGAAGAAAAGAGAUUUGGGAUGCUCUUCGAGCUGCUGUGGAAGCUGAUAUAACCCUUGCACAAGCUAUUGUGGACAGUGCAGGUGUCAUUGUUCAAAAUGCUGAUUUGACAAUAUGCUAUGAUGAAAGAGGUGCAAAAUAUGAACUGCCCAAAUAUGUUUUGAGCGAACCGACCAACUUAAUCCAGGACACCUGAGAAAUGGAAACUAAUUUGCACCAUUUGUGCACAGAUUGAAUGUAAAUCAUGUAUAUUACUUCCUAUCAUACCUUUUAUAAGCCUUUUGUAUCCGCAUUAGACUUUUUCUGUUACUGUAAAAUUCUGUUAAACUGAAGAAGAGCGCAACGAUUGUUUUGGUUUUAGUGAAAUAUCUCAAUUUUCCCAUAAA